Molecule: messenger RNA, 507 nt
Organism: Naegleria fowleri
Lineage: Eukaryota; Heterolobosea; Eutetramitea; Acrasida; Naegleriidae
Exons: 1
Coding region: 1-507 (168 amino acids)
Cellular component (GO): cytosol
Molecular function (GO): FMN binding; flavin adenine dinucleotide binding; oxidoreductase activity
Source: RefSeq, a predicted model, not a curated record
AUGUCCAAUACCACCAAAACCAUCCUCAUUCUUUAUGCUUCUCAAUCUGGCACAUCGGAAUAUCUUUCCAGUCAAUUGUAUGAAAAUUUGAAAUUGAAAUUAUCGGAUAUUGUUCAUAAUAUUCAAUGUGAUUCUAUUGAGAAUUUUGAACAAUACUUUUUCAAUCCACUUCAACAACCAACUUUAUAUUUAUUUGUGAUUAGUACUUCCAUGGAGGGAUCUCCACCUUCAUCGAUGAGUGAUUUUUCUGAUUACAUUUCCACUCAAAAGGCAAUGACUGUAUUUUCAAAUCCUAAUUUUGAAUAUUCAAUUUUCGGAAAUGGAAAUUCAAAUUAUGAAGAAACCUAUCAACAAGCAUCAAGACAAUUUAAAGAAGUAUUAAUAUCUAAAUUCAAUAGAAACCCACUCAUUGAAUGUAGAGAAGGAGAUCAGUCUGAAGGAAAUGCAGAAUCUGAAUUUGAAGAAUGGGAAUCUUCAAUCAUUCAUUAUUUCAAAAGGGAUGAUUGA